Diabrotica virgifera virgifera (western corn rootworm) is the source of this 853-nucleotide messenger RNA. Its product is annotated as prostatic glandular kallikrein-6-like. Gene Ontology annotation, biological process: proteolysis. The transcript is spliced from 5 exons. The record is from RefSeq and is a predicted model, not a curated record. Lineage: Eukaryota; Metazoa; Arthropoda; Insecta; Coleoptera; Chrysomelidae. Gene Ontology annotation, molecular function: serine-type endopeptidase activity. The coding region runs from base 17 to 811 and encodes 264 amino acids.
CACAAAACCAUACAAUAUGAUUGCCUUCCUAUUUUUGUGUUUAGUUCUUCAAACUUUAGCCUCUUCUCCAACCUUGAGUCGAGACGCUGAUCAAAAUGAAUAUCCAUUUAUCGUAGCAGUGGAAACAUGCGGUUAUCCAAUAUGUUAUCCACAAUGUGCUGGGGUCGUUAUUUCCAAGAGUUGGAUCCUCACACUUGGUAGCUGUGCCUAUAUUGCGGACUACGAUCAUUUCAGGAUAAAUGCAGGAGUAGUCAACCUCACCAGUGAAGAUGCACAACUCCGAGAUAUCGAAAAAUCAGUACUGCAUCCAGAAUUUGACUAUUGGCAACCCUUUUCCCUAAACAACAUUGGUCUACUGAAAUUAAAGACACCUCUAGAUUUGGGAAACUCGGUUCAACCAGGAGUACUACCAAAGCAAGGAUCAGAUAUACCUCUAGGCAAUGUAACGCAACUGGGAUGGUUUGUUAAUAGAGGUCAAUAUGACAGACCAAUCAGCGUGCAAAACUUAGAGACUGCAGAAACCGCUAUGAUUGAUUAUAAUGAGUGCAUGGCCGUAGUAGAACCAUCGAUGGAUUACAAAUUCCCUGAUUUUGCCCAAACAUUGUUAUGCACUGGAGAUUUUACUGGACGCGAAGAUUUAUGUUUUGUUAAUGACGGAUCUCCAACCGUCCAAGGUGGUGUCGUAGUAGGUAUUUACUACUAUAGAAGCUUGGGUUGUGGAGUGAUGGGAUCAGCUAUGUUAUCUCUCAAGACUGGACCCUACGUAUCGUGGAUUCAGGAAAAUAUUGAUGAAGAAAUAAAACUAGCUUAAGAAUGUUGUAUUUGCAAAUGUUAAAUAAAAAAUUUAAUAAUG